AGGUGGCCAUCCGCGUGCACCAUGUGCGGAUGGGUCAGAGGGAUCUCAAAGCAGAGAUAUUCAUCUUGGUCACUUUUGCGGUGGACAGUGCUGCGCUGCUUUGUCUUUUCGAUACCGUGUAUCCCGGAACCAUUCCACUCCUGUCGUUGAUCAGCUCCGUCGAUGCUAACUUUCUCUGUUUCGUGCAACUCUCGACGCUCGUCGCUGCGCUGGCUCAAAUGUUUUACGCUCACUAUAUCGUCAAGGUUGACAGAUCCGCGGGAAAGGGAUUGCUGAUUGGUUUGACGGCGGGUCUUUCUCUUGCUUCGUCUCUAGCGAGAACCAUCUUCGAAUCCACCUCAGUUACCA
Messenger RNA from Mycena citricolor, 348 nucleotides. Lineage: Eukaryota; Fungi; Basidiomycota; Agaricomycetes; Agaricales; Mycenaceae. The record is from the annotation of a GenBank genome assembly.